AUGCUGUUGAAGAAACUUCGGUGUAUGUUCCUGGCCAUCGCUGUGGUGCAGGUCGGUGUUCAUUUCCAGCGGAUGGACUCAAGCGGAGACAUUUCUAACGCAUGUGAACUACUUGCAGGGGAGCAUAGACUCGAGGCGUUGAGGCCGGAGUGCAAGGCCUUCCUACACAAGCAGAUCCACAGGUUGGAUGCUUCACAGCCCGGUUUCAAGCGAUGGCAGCAGUCGGUAUGUGUGGGAAGCUUCGUCUGCAACGCCUUCACGUCUUGGAGGAGAGAGGAGGUCUUACACUGGCACAGGGCAUUGGGGCUGUCGCCAGCAUUUGACUCAACGGACUGGGACGUGCAGCCGGCAGAGGAGCGCGACAGCUCACCGUCGAGGCCUGUGGCAAGCGUUCCAGACAACACCUCGAGCUCGAGGUGUUCCGCCGAGCCGCUGGGGUCGGAAGAUCCCUUGGCACGGCGGUGCCUUGGCGACGCGGCCGACGCGUAUGAUGACCUUGCUGACGUUCGCGUAGUGGCAGUGGUCUUCACCGGGCGUGGGUCCCGAAUGCGUGCGCUGCUGCCUUAUCUACGCCGGGACCUGAGAGCCCACCAGGGAAUUCUGGACCGCAUUAUUUUCGCUCUGAUUCGACCAGAUUCUUUGGCAUUGACACUCGUUGAGCAGAUGCAAAGCCUCUAUGCGCACAUACCGAGCUGCAUUGAGAUCCGAGACUACACGGAAGCUUCGUGGUCAGAUUUUCGCCAAGAUUCUCCGGCAAACUCGCAUCACCGCAUCCCAAUGCUGUACAAAUCAUUGAAUGAGACCAACACGGUGUAUGUCAAGGUUGAUGACGACAUCGUGUUCUUGGCGAGGCAUGCCAUUGCUGAGCUGGUGCGCGAGAAGCUGCGGCGCCGUUGCAUGUUCGUAUCAGCCAAUGUGGUGAACCAUGCCAUCCUUUCAGCAGUUCACCAAGAGGACGGGGCUCACCGUGGUUUUGAGCCAGGGCACCUGGACGCGGACACUGGUAAGCAGUCAUCUUCCAGUGCUUGGAUCCGUGUGGCAGAUGUCAACAUGGACGCAUCCUAUGUGUUUGAGCGGCACCCGAUGGGCUCUUGCGUUUUCAAGCGCUGGGACUGCGCUGCCUUGGUGCACGAGAGCUUUUUGGAUAGGGAACGUGAUGGAACCCUAUGCGCUUUCGACUUUGGCUGGUUCGAUUUUCACAGGGCAGGCUUCCGGGAGCACCAGUACGUCCACUUUUCGCCUUGGUCGGGACAGACUUGGCAUGCGUCGGGGGCCAGAUGGAGCAUAAAUUUGUUCGCGCUGGAGGCUUCAGAUCUGCUUGGAGUGGACUGGUCCCGUGUGCACGGGCCUGGAGAUGACGAGGAGGAGUUUGGUGGAAACCACGCGGAGCGCACGGGCGGCCACGCCUGCGCAGUUGGGCGAAGCCUCGCCGUCCACUUCUCCUACGCACCGCAACAGGAGCGGCUCCUGUCCCAGACGGAUCUUUUGCAUCGAUAUGUGGAGCUCGCCAGAACCGGAUCUGCAGCCGAAUUCUUCUUGAGCUGA
Molecule: messenger RNA, 1545 nt
Organism: Symbiodinium sp. CCMP2456
Lineage: Eukaryota; Dinophyceae; Suessiales; Symbiodiniaceae
Source: the annotation of a GenBank genome assembly